Magallana angulata is the source of this 2558-nucleotide messenger RNA. RefSeq lists its product as uncharacterized. Gene Ontology annotation, molecular function: G protein-coupled receptor activity. Bases 189 to 1199 code for a protein of 336 amino acids. The transcript is spliced from 2 exons. Gene Ontology annotation, cellular component: plasma membrane. Gene Ontology annotation, biological process: adenylate cyclase-activating G protein-coupled receptor signaling pathway. The record is from RefSeq and is a predicted model, not a curated record. Lineage: Eukaryota; Metazoa; Mollusca; Bivalvia; Ostreida; Ostreidae.
CAGCAGCCGUCUCUCAUACGCACGCGAUGAAGUUCAGACGACGCUGUUUUUAUUGAACAAAAUAUGAGAAAAAUUGUCCAAGAGAGCAGACUCAAAACUUGUUGGACCGAAGAAUUCCCUCUUGUGUGCACGAGAGGCUGAUAGUGCAUAUUAACAGAACAGAAGGGUAGUUAACCCGCAGUUCUGUGAUGUCCAUGUACAAUGUGACGCUGUUGGGCUGGGAUGAUGGGACGUUCUUUCCUCUUCACAUCACCGCUAUCGUCUGCAUAUCAUGCAGCUUCAUCGCGUCCAUCGUCGUGACUGUGUUGUCAUUCAAAACUCACAAAAAGAGAUUCUACACUUGGUCCCGAAGUGAGCGGUUCGUGAUCUACUUGGCCAUUUGCGAAAUGAGUUUCAACUUUGUCCAUAUGUUUGACCACGUGACCAUGGUGAUUGAGAAAGACCAUGUCCACCCAUUAGAGCUGUGCCAGUUCUACGCCUUUCUAAUGGUGCUUCUGGUGACCACCAAGAACUUGAUUUUAGUUGUGGUAGCUUUAAAUGCGUUUUUGUUGAUUCGCUUCCAAUGUCAGAUGGAUUUCGGUAUCAGGGACUGGCGGCUGUGUGUAUAUGUGAUGGCGUUCCCUAUAAUUGUGUGUACCGUGGCUGUAUCUCUGCAACAGUUUGGUCCGGCCGGUGCCUUCUGUAUUGUGAAGCCAGGGUUGGCUACGCUCCUUAUGACGAUCGUACCUUUUAUCCUCAUUCUAUUGGUCAACACUACUCUCUACUUGCUCACGUGGUUUCACAUCAGAAGAGAUGCUCAUCAAAUCCGAAGUGUUAUUGGUGAGCAGGCGCAGUCUGGAACAGCAUACGUCAAGGCAGCAAAAACCAUGACGAUGUUUGUCGCCGUGUUCACGGUCCAAUGGUGGGCCGUCACGGUCUAUGGAAUUUGGCAAAUCAUCACGAAUGACGUGCCGUCUAUUGUCUACAUAUUUGUUGUUGUGUUUACCAACAUUGGUGGGUGUCUGAACCUUAUCGUGUUUAUAAAUAUCCAGAAGAAACGGCGACGAAUCCUGGCGCUAGGGACCAAUGCAAACGUCCAAACGUCUCGUCCCAAUGAUAUGAUCCUUUCUAGAGUUAAAAACCCUCUCUCUUCGGACAAAGAUAAAGUACAGACAACAACAGCAACAGAAACACAAAAUGUUGACCAAUCAUCAGCGUAAUCUGAUGCUUGGUAUUGGCAGAAACUUGUUCAAUCAUAUAUCUGCAGCAGUGAUAUAACUUAGUCGUGACAAAUAAAACAAGAGGCUAACACACCUUGACAGUACCAUUACCCUUAGAUUGACAGAUCAAAGUCUAAUUUUUGCAUUUUAAGCUUCAUAUUGAAGUCUUAACCCUCCCCUGACUGUUACCCUACUUUUAUUAUUUGAUGUUUGAAAAAAGUUAAUUCAUGAAAAUGAGGGGGGGGGGGGGGUGUUACAAGAGUCAGAGGAAUCUUGGAUUAUCUAUGCCUAAAAAUAUCAAAAACAGUGACGAAUCCUGGCACUAGGCAAAAAAUUAUAAACUUUUGGUAAAAGCAUAAGAGACCUACAGUUAACCAUGUUGUUUUUAAGGUGGAGUUAAAAAAAUUUUGGAUGACAAACAGCAAUUACCCUAAGUAGAAAUACAUGUUCAUUAUAUGGUUAUAUCAACACCCCCACCCCAAAACCCGAUAAAAAGCCUCAAUUUUUGCCCAAUGGCAUGGACAGCGAAUUUCGCAAUUUAACAUCAGGACAUUAUGAACAUAAUAACAGUGCAUGAUCUUAUCUCCUACAAACGUGAUAGAACACAUAAAAUAUUACUAGUAAGUCAUUUUUUCACUAUGUGGCCAUAUUGGCCUCGCCCUGACAGGGACCAUGAAUUUCACAAUUUAGGUAGAGGGCUUCAUGGACAUUAUAACCAUACAUUUAGCUUUUCUAAAAUAUGUAGGGGAGAAGAAAAGAAGAUGUUUUUCAUAGAUUUAAUAUAUUUUAAUUAUAUCGUUAUUUUGGCCCUGCCCUAGGGUCUGAAACCCUGCCCCAGGGUCCUUAGAUUUCACAAUUUAGGUAGAGGGCUGUAUGGAAAUUAAAGUCAUGCAUUUAGUUUUUUCCCACAUGUAUGGGCGUAGAGAAGACGAUUUUUGAAAAAUUUGCUUUUUUGCAUAUUUGGUCACGCCUAUAACGCCACGGGGGUGGUAGAGCCAUGAAUUUCACAAUUUCGAUUUCUCUUACCUUAGCGAUGCUUCACACCAAAAAUUGUUAACGGACGAUGACCAAUUACAAUAGGUGACUUAGGUGACCUAAAACGUAUUUGUACUGUUUUUGUUAAACAUUAUGUCUGACUGUACGUAAAUUGCAUUGUUCGAUACAGGAAUGUAUCACAAAGUGAUUGAUAUUGGUAGUAGCUUAUACUGUAUCUCGAUCAGCAGCUUUAGGGUAAACUUUAUUGCUUUAUAUACAAUAUUAAUUAAGUGUCUAACAGUGGCACAAUAAAAUCUUCGUUAGACAAAGUCAUGUACAAUUAAUAGUCUGAUAGUGUACAGGUACAACUAAUUGUCUAAUAGU